AACUUGAGUUACAGUACAGACUUAGACUGACUGAAUCGCAAACAACAGAAGUCAGUGCAUGUUACUUUGUUUUGACAGAUUUCUGUUUAACUGUACAAGCCCUGGUCAAAACAUAAACACUCGACUUCAGGAGAAAAAUGAAUAUUCUACCUAAAAAGAGCUGGCAUGUUCGCAACAAGGACAACGGGACGAGGCACAAGCCGCAGAAGAGGAGCGCGAGGUCCAACGCCGUGUGGAGCGAGCAGAGCAGGAGGUAACCAUAGCAACGUUGCCUCCACACCCCCCCAUCCCCAAAUUGCAAAUUGAUACAUUCCUCAUAAUUGAUUUAGCAUGGUCUGAAGUGACAACCAAACUUUGUGUGAUACAGGAAUGUUAUGAUGUAUGACCGGUGCAAUUUUUUAAAGAGAAGUGCUGUAAGAGGCAUUGUUAAAAUAGUUUCAAGUCAUAAAAGUGCAUACAAAUGUGUAUAUGUACUUCACUAUUGCCAUUGAAUGUUAUGUAGGUAAGUAAUCUCUUUGCUGUAGGCGCGAACAGAGCACCUGAGACAGAAGUCGCGAGCUGCCCUUCAACAGUCUGGAAGAUGGAAGAAUGAAGGAGAGGGAGGUGAGAGAGGAGGUGAGAGAGGAGGGGAGGGGAGUGGAGGAGUGGUGGAACACCUCAAUCUAUUUCCUCUGGAGGAGUCGUCUGAGAAGAAAGGAAAUGCAGAGUACCUCAAAGACAAGAAAGAUGAAAAGGUGACCUUGCUGUCAUUCUGUUGUGCUUUUUCCGCUUCACCUGUGUUGAAAUCAAGUUUCUUUGUGCACAUAGCUUCUGGUUUUUGCAUCCCUCUCUACCUAACAGUGUUUACCUUUCUCUAGUGGAUCUAGCCAGCCAAUGACAGUGGCUGGUUAAUUUAGUCCAGGGCCAUUUCUAAACAGAGAUCGGCCAAUUCAGUUUAAGAUUUUAAAUUUAAUUGGGUGCCAUGUUGGCAAUUGAGAAUGCAAAUUAGAAUUCUAAAUAUCAUAGUGUUCUGUGCCAAUAUGGGAGAUUAUUGAACAGUUUUAAUGGACUGAUGCUUAUCACAUCAAUGGAAGGAUCAAAGAAUGAGAUGUGAAUAAAUGUAUUGAACUUUCCAAAUAGUACACCCGGGAUGGUCGCUGGUCUUGAUUCCUCCCACCACAGAUCAUUACUUGAAAUUAGAAUAUUUAACUUAUUCUAAUGCUAUGGUGUUUCUGUUGUAGGAGCGUGAGGAGCGUGCUAUUGGUCUGCUAGUGUCCUUAGGCCCCCAACCUGGGACAGAGGUAACUCCAUGGUACAUGAAAACAGGCCGGGAAAAAGAAGAAGAGAAAGACGAAGGAAAGAAGAAAGAGAAGGAGAAAGAGAAAGACAACAAAGGAAAGAGACUGCCACUCAGUCAAGAGGAGAAGGAGAAGAGAGACAGACGACUGAAAGACAUGCUGGACCCCUUGAAAGAGAUGAAGAAAGCACUGGCGGUGAAGGAUAGAAAAGAACGUAGGAGUAAGAAGAAGGAGAAGAGGGAUAGAGGGGAGAGGAGAAGCAGUGGUGGAGAAAGGUGAGAAGUUUGAGUCUUUAUCAAGACUAGGUGUCUUCUUAUCUGUAUGUCUGGGGGUGUUUGUGUUUCUUUGAUCAAUCAUAAAACCAAUUAGCUUUGACCUAAAGGGGCAAUCAGCAGUUGCUACAUAUAUUUUUGGAAUUAUUAAUUAAUGAUGUGUACCCAUUCAUUCUUGAAGAAUAUAACUUAUAAAUGACUCAUUAGUUUAGUUUAACUGUCAUACCGCAUCAGAACUCAAACUAUAAGCUUGUUUUAUACUCCAAUGUUUGUAAACCAAGUAAAUGUAAACAUACUACAUCGCCUUAAAACAUGGUUAAAACUAUCAUUUUGAUUUCAUGGAUGGUCAGUCCUUUCAUCCAUAGCUCUGUCUAUGAAUUUGAGUGGUUACAUUUCUCCAGCCCCAUCCCUGAGCUUUUUACAGAAACAGUGGAUUGCCGCUUUAAGAGUAAGCCCCUUGAAAGUGUCCACUCCACUUGAAUCCAUAACCAAGAGACCAAGUACACUGAGCCAAGUGGACAAGUGCACAACAAAGUGUACUGAGCCUCUGGAUAAACAUGCAUGGUUGAUGGUAACCACCUCCUCUCUCUUUCCUAGCUCUAUUGAAAGGUUGCGAGCAGAGCGACUGCAGAGAGAGGCGGAGGAAAAGAGGAGGACCCAGGCCCUGCUGGACCAGAAGAACGGAACAGGAAAAGAGAAGGAGCGACCAAGGGAGACAGAGGAGAGGGAAAUGCCGUACAACAGCGCUUAUUUCCCAGAGCUGGCCCGCAAGAGGCAGAGGAAAGACAGAGAUGCCUGGAGAGACGGCAUCUUUUGAAGUCAUACAUCAUGCAGUCUCAUUGUUUUGGCAACAGACACAGAACAUUGAGGCAUUCAAGAUACAUUUAUUAGUAUGUGAAAGACACAGAAGACUUCGACAAGGACCAGAGAGCCUGGAAGGUUAUUCAGUUGUAUUGUUGUGAAAUGUGAGCCAGUGCUUUUAGCUUAUUCUUGCAGUAACAUGGAGGAGUUAUGUAUGUAGACACAUACUGUAGGUUGUUGAACUUGUGAAGAUGUGUACAAAAAUUGCUCAAAAUGCCACAUUGUUUAUUUAUUUUACAUCUAGGCUAUCCUGAGGAUCCUAAGUGGACUUAUUGAUGAUUGUUGUCAUUGAAUAAUCAAUAUUAUUGCUGAUGAGGUAGAAAAAGAAAGGGAACCAGUCAAGAGAUUUGAGACAGCUGAGUGGAGUGUUGGUGUCUGUUUGGCACCCUGCUCAAGUGUGAGACAAUACAUUUACAUUUUAGUAAUUUAGCAGACGCUCUUAUCCAGAGCGACUUACAGUUAGUGAGUGCAUACAUUAUUUUGUUUUAUUUUUAAUCAUUUAGCUCCACAACACAAUACCACUGUUCAAUUUUGAGUGUGUUAGAUGUUUUACUAUU
Messenger RNA from Coregonus sp. 'balchen', 2967 nucleotides. Lineage: Eukaryota; Metazoa; Chordata; Actinopteri; Salmoniformes; Salmonidae. The record is from the annotation of a GenBank genome assembly.